Symbiodinium pilosum is the source of this 222-nucleotide messenger RNA. The record is from the annotation of a GenBank genome assembly. NCBI's taxonomy places the organism in Eukaryota, Dinophyceae, Suessiales, Symbiodiniaceae.
AUGGCGGCUAAGGAGGUGGUGUACGACACUUUCUCGGACGAACUGCGUGCUGGGUACACGGCGAGAGUGCAGGCCCGUGAAGCAUGGUGUGAGGAAGUGGCGACAUCGCAUGAGCAGCGUGAAGCCCGCGACAAGGCCCUUGCCCAGCAUGCUGCCAGCGUCGCAAGAUCUCUCAGGCUGGGUGACAUUUCUCGUGGCCGUAAACGCCUGCAUCCUGCAUGA